Messenger RNA from Oncorhynchus gorbuscha (pink salmon), 1897 nucleotides. RefSeq names its product cyclin-dependent kinase 17-like. Gene Ontology annotation, molecular function: protein kinase activity; ATP binding. The transcript has 17 exons. Bases 347 to 1831 code for a protein of 494 amino acids. Gene Ontology annotation, biological process: protein phosphorylation; exocytosis; neuron projection development. Lineage: Eukaryota; Metazoa; Chordata; Actinopteri; Salmoniformes; Salmonidae. Gene Ontology annotation, cellular component: nucleus; cytoplasm; synaptic vesicle. The record is from RefSeq and is a predicted model, not a curated record.
UCACGCCACCACUUCCACUUGGGAUCCUGGCGAUAUGGCUGAUAAUGGAAUGGGACCGUGUUAUCGUCAGCGCCAAAUAGACAAACCCAUAGUGUAGCCAUCUUAAAAUCACUGUUCGAAUAGAACCGUAGAACAUAUUCUUCCAUAGUCUAAAUAAUAAUUAGUGAUUAAAUAGGCCUAUAGGUAUUCCAUAGCCACCUCCUUCACUUGCCACCACGUAAGCUACCGCGGUAGCUGCACAAACUUGUCGCAGUGGAUAGCAUACACUCGUUUGGAUUGCCCUAUCUACAGGACUGAGUUUCGCGUAUUAGGAUCUUUUCAGGCCGUGGGCCCCUGGCUGUGUGAGAUGGACAGGAUGAAGAUCAUCAAGCGGAGGCUGUCCAUGUCUCUCCGCAGCACCCGGCCCGUAGACGACUCCCUGUCUGAACUGGCCGAGCAGAUGACUCUGGACGAGCCCUCUGCAGCCAGAGAAAACGGUAUCGUCCAUGAGAACGUGAAGAUGGGCUCAGACGGGGAGAGUGAUCAGGCAUCUGGGACGUCUUCUGAUGAAGUCCAGAGUCCAGUCAGGGUCCGCAUGAGGAACAACCACCACAGACGCAUCUCCAAUGAGGACAUAAACAAGCGCCUGUCUCUGCCGGCUGACAUCAGGCUACCGGAAGGCUACCUGGAGAAGUUUGCCAUGAACAGUCCGCCCUUUGACAAGCCCAUGAGCCGCAGGCUACGAAGAGCCUCAUUGUCUGAAAUCGGCUUUGGCAAGUUGGAGACGUACAUCAAACUAGACAAACUAGGGGAGGGAACCUAUGCUACAGUGUUUAAGGGGCGCAGCAAGCUGACUGACAACCUGGUGGCUCUGAAAGAGAUCCGAUUGGAGCAUGAGGAGGGGGCCCCCUGCACUGCCAUCAGAGAAGUGUCUCUGCUGAAGGACCUGAAGCAUGCUAACAUCGUUACCCUACAUGACAUCAUCCACACUGACAAGUGCCUCACACUGGUGUUUGAAUACCUGGAGAAAGACCUGAAGCAGUACAUGGAUGACUGUGGCAGCAUCAUGAGUGUACACAACGUUAAGAUCUUUCUGUUCCAGUUGUUGCGAGGGCUGGCGUACUGCCACAGGAGAAAAGUCCUCCACAGAGAUCUCAAACCUCAGAACCUGCUCAUCAAUGACAAAGGAGAGCUCAAACUGGCUGACUUUGGUCUGGCCCGGGCCAAGUCUGUCCCCACUAAGACCUACUCCAAUGAGGUGGUGACACUCUGGUACCGCCCGCCCGAUGUCCUGCUGGGCUCCACAGAGUACUCUACACCCAUCGACAUGUGGGGAGUGGGUUGUAUCUUCUAUGAGAUGAUGACAGGCAGACCACUGUUCCCUGGCUCCACAGUGGAGGAUGAGCUGCACUUGAUAUUCCGUAUCCUAGGCACACCAACAGAGUUGACCUGGCCUGGGAUUACCACCAGCGAGGAGUUUAAGACCUACAAGUUCCCCCGUUAUCACGCUGAGCCCCUGGUCAACCACGCACCCAGGAUAGACAGUGAUGGACAUGACCUUCUUUCACUGCUACUACAGUUUGAGCCGAUGAAGCGCGUAUCGGCUGAGGAGGCUCUGAGACAUCCAUACUUCAGGAGCCUGGGGGAGCAGGUUCAGACACUGUCUGACACGUCCUCCAUCUUCUCAGUGAAGAACAUUCAGCUCCAGAGAGACCCAGGGAAGAGGUCUUCAACCUUCCCAGAGUCAGCAGUGGCCCAUAAGCUAGGCUCCGCCCCCUCGCAGUACUUCCAGAGAGAAGGAGCCAAUCCCAGGGCUCAGAGUCACGGCCUCUCCUCCCCCUCCACAGGCUGAGUUGCCCCUCCCAUUCUGCCCAGGGGAAGAGUAGGAGGCAAAGUGUGUUGUUUUAGUGUCGGUGGG